Molecule: messenger RNA, 810 nt
Organism: Vittaforma corneae ATCC 50505
Lineage: Eukaryota; Fungi; Microsporidia; Nosematidae
Product: AUR protein kinase
Exons: 1
Coding region: 1-810 (269 amino acids)
Biological process (GO): regulation of cytokinesis; protein phosphorylation; mitotic spindle organization
Cellular component (GO): chromosome passenger complex; spindle pole centrosome; spindle microtubule
Molecular function (GO): ATP binding; protein kinase activity
Source: RefSeq, a predicted model, not a curated record
AUGGAACAAAAGUUUCUGACAAUUGAUGACUUCGAACUUGGAAAGCCUUUGGGAACAGGAAGAUUUGGACAGGUCUGGCUUGCUAGACACAAAGAAAAGAAAUACGUGGUAGCACUGAAAAUGAUCAGAAUGUCAGAUAUAAAGAAUGACUCAGAUGUAAAGAACUUAAGAAGAGAGGUGGAGGUUAGUCUUUCCCUAGACCAUCCUAACAUACUAAAGAUGUAUGGAUACUUUUAUGACAGUCUUAGGCUCUACCUUAUCCUAGAAUUUGCUGGAAAGGGGGAUGUUUGGAAGCAGCUCCGCAAAUCCACUCAUUUUUCAGAACCACAAGCAUCUUCAUACAUCAAGCAGGUGUGUUCGGCCCUGCAGUACAUGCACUUAAGGAACAUAAUACACAGAGAUAUAAAACCAGAGAAUAUUCUUAUUGGAUGUGAUGACAAUCUAAAGCUAGCUGAUUUUGGAUGGAGCGUGUGCAACAAUGAUAAGAAGAGGAACACUUUCUGCGGAACAGCAGAGUAUCUUCCACCUGAGAUGUGCAAGGAGGACAUAUACGACUUCAAUGCUGAUAUUUGGUGUUUGGGAAUACUUUGCUAUGAGUUUUGUACCGGUACUACUCCUUUUUCAGGCAAAAAUAAUCUUAGAGCAACCAAGCAAAAAAUACUGACAGGAGAGCUUGAAUUUCCACCAUAUUUAAGCGACGAAUGUAUCGAUUUUAUUUCAAAAUGCUGUCAUAAAGAUCCAAAGCAGAGAAUUUCAUUGGAAAAGGCUUUGAGCCACAGCUUUAUUACAAAGUAUACAAGCCUCACAUAA